CUUCACAAGCAAAUACUGGACCUGUGCCGCCCUGCUCCUAGACUACUAUGCCGACUUUUACGCCCACGAUAGCGCGCUCAUGCAAGCGAUAUGGUUCCACCUUUUUGACAUAUGGCAGGAAAGCACAGCAUGGCUUAUCGACAAUGCGGUAUUAGAAGUCAGAGCACAGCAACAAAGCAGUACAGCAGACACAAACACAACGAUGCUGCGUGCGGACCGAGUCCGAUGCGCAGCAAAAGCCCGAGCAUUCGUCAAAAACGUCAAAGACACAGUCGAACUCGUCGAAGUAGUCCUCUGGGGCCGCAAACAAGGCACCAACACCGCCGCCGCGGCGCACCCAACCCAAGAAACUAUCCUUUACGACCCGCGAGGUGAGGUAUGGCGUCCCAAUGGUGAAUACGACACCGGACCGUGGAUCAGCGGCAUAAAGCCAUGGUGCCAGUUCUUAUACAACGACGGACCAGGCGUAGCGCCUCUCCCUAUUCCUCCCAGUCUCGCAAAGCAACAAAACCUCAAUCCCAACAGUAGCAAUACAAAUAGAAAACCGGACAACAGCAACCCAAUAACAACAACCCGCUACAUCCCCCACCCCGCCAUCGCAAUCCUAACCUCGCACACCCAGCGCGCCCGCGCCCUCGCAUUAGCCCACUAUACCGCUUUCACACCCGAGGAAACCCACGUCUCCCACCUCAAAGAGUUUGAUGCGUACGCCCCUGUUUUCCCAACCCCAAGACACCCAGUGCAUACGUGUACGUCGCCGCUGACGGGCCACACGAUGUCGUACGCGCUGGGCAACGGCGCGCCGCCCGUGCUGCGGCAUGUCGGGUUUGCGGAUCCGGAGAUGAUGGAUGAGCGGGCGGACUGGAAUCUGCUGGAUGAGUGUGUGGCCAUGUGUAAGGGGAUGGAUCCGUAUCUGGGGGUUAGUGGGGAGAUGGGGGAUGCGGGAGGGGAAGAGGAAGAGGCGGCGUUUGAUGUGUGGACUGUGGUUGAGACGAGAGUGGAUGGCGAGGGAAGGGAGGGGGGAGAGGUGGAGUUGGCAACUAUGUUUGAUAACUGGUGUGGGAUUAAGGAGUGCGAACUUGAUUCUUCUCGGUCAAGCAAAUGAGGUUCAAAGGGGAAUGGUCACGGUAUAUGUACAUAUUGAAGCCUCGACAGGAUCAACAAACAAUAUUUUGUCUUUCAUUUCUCUUUCUGGAAUAUCUACACUAGCUAAAUGCCUUUAACUGUCAAGCUACCUA
Molecule: messenger RNA, 1238 nt
Organism: Bipolaris sorokiniana ND90Pr
Lineage: Eukaryota; Fungi; Ascomycota; Dothideomycetes; Pleosporales; Pleosporaceae
Exons: 1
Coding region: 80-1105 (341 amino acids)
Source: RefSeq, a predicted model, not a curated record